CGUGCCACGUCAUCCCGCCAUUAAUGUCCUCAAAGACUCAAAACUCCAUUGGAAGCGAGCGAGCGAGCGAGCGAGAGAAACAAAAAGUCUUGAGUUUUUAAUGCAUUUUGUUGGAGAUUUCACCGUAAAGCUGAAAUCUUUGUUGUUGUUUUCCUUUCGAUUUCCAUGAUUUUGAAGUUCUUUGCUUCGAUUACGAAGUUAUUAGCUCUCAGAUGAGGAGAAGAAGAAGGAGAAGAAGAGUUUGAGUGUUUUUUCCCAAUCGAAACCCAAAUCAUUUGGUGUUUAUCUUCUGAUUCUUUGUUUGGAGCUUAACAGGGCAGAGGGGAGCACGCUUGCUUUAAGAGAUUGUUUUUUGUGAAAGGGAGUGGUUUGGAAUCGAGCUUCUGGAAGAGAUUCACUGGAAACUCCUCGUUUUCUUGGCGUGUUCCCAAUUUAUUGCUUGGAUGCGGACGAAGACCAUUCUCAUGGGAACCACUUGAUUGAAUUUUAGCUCAGAAAAAAAAAUUAAAAAAAAAAAAAUAGUGGUGGUGUGUGUUCCUCUGUGCCAUUUGUUCCAAGAGAGCCUGCUAUCCCUUUGAUAGUUUUAAUUGGCGACUGAGGACUUUGUGGUGCUUCAGUAAGCUCUGGUCCCUGCUCAAAGAGUUUCUGAAUUGUCUUUUGUUUCAUUCUGUGGAUGGAGGUUGAUCCCUUGCUGAAGGAUCUCUCGGAGAAGAAGCAGAACUUCAGGAGAAGUGUUGUCUCAUUAGCAGCUGAGCUCAAAGAUGUCAGGGGCCGGUUGGCUUCACAGGAGAAAUCCUUUGCUCAUGAGACCAUGACUAGAAAGAUGGCAGAGACGAAAGCUAUGAACAUGGAACUGGAGGUGGGAAUGUUGCAAAAGUGUUUAGAGGAGAAAAAUGACUGUUUGCAGAAAUCUGCUGCUACUUCAGAGCAGUAUAUCAAGGAGUUGGAUGAUCUACGAUCACAGCUUUCAAUCACACAAGCCACUGCUGAAGCUAGUGCAGCAUCAGCAGAGUCUGCUCAAUCUCAAUGUUUGUCCUUAUUAAAAGAACUAGAGAGCAAAAACAAUUCACUGAAAGAGCAUGAGAUUCGAGUCAAUAAACUCGGCGAGCAAUUAGAUCUUCUGCAGAAGGACCUCCAAACAAGAGAACUAUCACAGAGACAACUAAAAGACGAAAUCAUAAGAAUAGAAGAAGAGAUCAUGGUUGCAAUUGCCAAGUCUGGAGCUGACAAAGACUCUGAACUCAUGAGAAUCUUAGAUGAAGUAUCUCCCAAGAACAUCGAGAAUAUGAAAAAACAUCUCAACUCUAAAGAUGAAGAAAUUAUCAGAUUGAGAGAUGAGAUAAGGUUCUUGUCAGCACAUUGGAAGCAGAAAACCAAGGACUUGGAAUCCCAGAUUGAGAAACAUCGCCGGGCCGAUCAGGAACUGAAGAAACGCAUUGUAAAGCUUGAAUUUUGUCUUCAAGAAGCCCGAUCGCAAACAAGAAAACUUCAGAGGGUAAUAUAUCAUAUAAUCAUUUUGCUGCCAUUGUGCAUAGCUUUGAAUCAAGAUUGUGAUAUAUAUCACUUAUGUAAACAGAUGGGAGAGCGACGAGACCAGGCUUUGAAGGAAUUGAGAGAUCAGUUAGCAAUGAAACAAUGCAGUUGUAUCGACAAACCGAAUUUUUGGGAAAGCUCUGGUCUUAAAGUCAUUGUAUCAAUGUCUAUGUUGGUCUUAGUUGUAUUUUCAAGGAGAUGAAAAAACUUGUUUCAUUUCCAUGUUAGUUUAUGUAUUAAUGAAUCAAUGGUAGAACAAGUUUAUAAUUUCUAAAGUUUAUAUUUUCCAAAUCA
Messenger RNA from Dioscorea cayenensis subsp. rotundata (Guinea yam), 1827 nucleotides. Its product is annotated as nuclear envelope-associated protein 2-like. Lineage: Eukaryota; Viridiplantae; Streptophyta; Magnoliopsida; Dioscoreales; Dioscoreaceae. The transcript has 5 exons. The record is from RefSeq and is a predicted model, not a curated record. Bases 674 to 1735 code for a protein of 353 amino acids.